This is a messenger RNA of Caenorhabditis bovis, 1779 nucleotides long. NCBI's taxonomy places the organism in Eukaryota, Metazoa, Nematoda, Chromadorea, Rhabditida, Rhabditidae. The record is from the annotation of a GenBank genome assembly.
AUGACGACACGAACCAUCAGCUCGCUAAUGGAAUUGAAUAAUUUCAUUCAAAGCGCUGACGCCAGUCGUCUAAUUGUCAUCGAUUUCUAUGCGGAUUGGUGCGGUCCUUGCCGAUUUAUUGCACCCGUUUAUGAAGAUUUAGCAAAUCAGUACCGAAAUGCUUCAUUCUUUAAAGUUAAUGUUGACCAUUCGAGAGACAUAAUGCAAGCUUACGGCGUGCGAGCAAUGCCGACAUUUGUGAUUCUGAAAAAUAAAAACGAAGUAGGUCGAAUUCAAGGAGCAAAUGAGGCCGCAUUGCGCGACACCAUACAAAGAUUCUAUACGGCAACCCCAACCAAUCCCCAUGCGGCAACAAUGGCUGAGAAAGUUAUUCUUCAAACAUUUGUGCCAUAUUGCCAACAAGCAAAAUAUUAUGGUGAUAUUGUAUACAAAACGCUUGCAAGAAGUGUGAUUCCUGAGGAUAAAAUCAUUGAAGCAUCUACAAUCGAUGGAAAACUCAAUGAUAUGGCUUUGACUCAUAAUCUUCUCGAUUGGUUCAAAAAUGAGUUUUUCGAAUGGUGCGAUACGCCGAAAUGCGAGACUUGUGGAGAACGAAGCGAGCGCGGAAAAGAUCUUUUAGCUGUGCCGAAGAAAGAAGAAACCGACUAUGGCGCAACUCGCGUGGAAGUCUAUGAAUGCAAAAAAUGUAAAAAAGAAGUGAGAUUUCCUAGAUACAACAAUCCGGCAAAACUUCUCGAAACAAGACUGGGGCGGUGCGGGGAGUGGGCGAAUUGUUUUACGUUGAUUGCGAAUGCAAUGGGUCUCGAGGCGAGAUUCAUUCUGGACACCAGCGAUCACGUUUGGACUGAAGUCUACGAUCGUCAAGGACAGCGAUGGGUACAUUGCGAUCCAUGUGAGAAUAUUAUUGACAAGCCGCUUAUCUAUGAAAAGGGCUGGAAUAAGAAGUUGAUGUUCGUCGUUGCGUAUGGAAUCGAUCAUGUCUGCGAUGUAACGUGGAGAUACGUCAUGGAUAGCAAAGCUACCGCUGCACGAAGGGCUGUUCGACUUGAAACGUUCAAUUCCUUUAUUAGAAAAUUGAGUCUUCGGCAAUUGGGCGAAGUUCCAGAAAGCGUGAAAAAGGAAUUCGCGUUGAGACGUCUCAGAGAGCUUUUCGAGAUGCUCGAUUUCGAACUCAAAAAAGCCAAGAUAGCUUCAAAUGGACAUUUUGGAGGAAGAAUUUCAGGAAACGAAGAAUGGCGUAAGCAGCGAGCCGAAUUCAAAGACGAGUUCAAUCCUGUUAUAAUCAAUUGCCCAGAAAAUUCAAGCGAGAAAAUUUUCGAAGUGACAUACAAUUGCGCAAAAAACGAGUAUCAAAUAACGGGACGUGAUUCGGUAGAAGGGUUUGAUAAAUUGAUGUACGAAUGCAAGAACGUAAUGCGAAAAGAGGAGUCGGAUUGGAAAAUGACCUAUUUGUGUCGAAAAAAUGGCACCGAUGAAGGAGUUAUCACCUGGUAUUUUGACACUCACAAACGACCUGUUAAGAAAUGCUCAAUUAAAGUUGAAGGGCGGCAAAUAUACGAUAAUGCCCGAUUAGAUAUGAUGCUAUGUGCGGGAGAUACGUGCACGCAAAUAAAAGGAGACAAGUUUGAAGCUGAAAAUCUCACCGGCGAUGUUAUCAAAGUUUCGGCAAUAAUGUCUCGCGGAUCGUCGGAAAACGCGUUCCAACAUGCUCAACUCUUCCGUUGUGCAAUCGACGACACCAAUGCACCACAUUUGCAAAUUUCCAUCGAGUUCGAAUGA